AAGACAUUUUUUGUUUUGUUUUGUUUUGAUUUUUGUUUUUUUCGGAACUUGUGAUUCUGUUUCUUUCUACCGAAGUGAUUUUGCAGAAUCGUUAUUCUGGAUAGAACUUGUUAUCUGAUUUGUGAUUUAUUUGUAUGUCACGUUGAAUUGGUAAGUUUAGGAGACGGUAAAUUUCUGAAUGGAAAUUCUGGAAAGUUGUAUUCUGUAUGCUUGUUUCGAAUUCGAAACUCUUUGCCUACGACUACCUCUACUUACUAUUUAUGAAACUGAAAUUGGGUUAAUUUUUGUUCUUCGUUGGAUAUUGAUAUUGGAUUAGUAGCGACUUUUCUCAAACUCUCUCGAUUCAAAUGUUCGUCACACCAUUUUAAUGAAAGGAAAACUAAUUUUUGGAAUUCACCAUCAAAGGCAGAGAAUUUGAGCCGUCUGGUUUACUGCUGCAAGCCUCUAUUGUAUAAUUCUCGUGAUUUCUUCUUGAAUUUAAAUUCCGUUGGUGAUGUAUAAUCUUUGAUUUGGAUUUUGAGCUUGAAGAAGACUACUGCGAAGUAUCUUCCUUUUUUCUGAUCUGGAAUAAUCUAUUGCGGGCUUUGUUUGUUCCUCGUCUUAGGAUGGAGCCUAAACAGCUUGACCCAAAGCACUCUGGAGAGUUACUGAAGCAUUUGGACAAGCAGAACGAGUUCCUUAUGGAAUCCUAUAGAUUAAUGUUUCACGACCUGCAAAAACUUCAGGUGGAAGAAGAAAUGCUUAUGCGCAAGCUUCAUGAAGUCAUGUCUCCUCGUGAUCUUACUGAAAAGUCUGUUAUGAACAACAAGGCUGACAACAUGGAAAUAGCCGAUGGAGAUGACACAAAGGACAAUCAUGUGGAAAAUGAGCAAGACAGAACAAGCAAAAUGGCCAAUGGAGGUGACACAAAGGACAAGCACGUGGAAAAUGAGCAAAAUAGAACAAGCAAAAUAGCUGAUGGAGAUGACACGAUGGACAAGCAUGUGGAAAAUGAGCAAAAUAGCAUGAGCGUAAUAGCUCGUGGAGAUGACACGAUGGACAGUCAUGUGGAAAAUGAACAAAGUAGAAUGAGCAAAAUAGCUGAUGGAGAUGACACAAUGGACAAGCAUGUGGAAAAUGAGCAAAAUAGCAUGAGCGUAAUAGCUCGUGGAGAUGACACGAUGGACAGUCAUGUGGAAAAUGAACAAAGUAGAAUGAGCAAAAUAGCUGAUGGAGAUGACACAAUGGACAAGCAUGUGGAAAAUGAGCAAAAUAGAAUGAGUAGAAUAGCCAAUGGAGAUGACACAAUGGGCAAGCAUGUGGAAGAUGAGCAAAAUAGAACACGGCGAAGCACACGUGAGCGAAAGAAGACAUGGAAACUAAGGGCCAGUGAUGAAUAGUGCAUAUAAUAGUGUGAUGAGAGAUAGAUAGUGUGAAAAAGAAUUGUGAAGGUCUCACCCUGAAUCCUUCCUCUUUUCUGUAACCCCAUUCCCUGUGUUCUUUCUUUAAUUCAUUCCCUGUGUUCUUUCUUUAAUUUUCUUACUCUCUUCUUUCUGUUGAGACAACGCUUUCUUUCUUACUCUCUUCUUGCGGUGUAAUAGAAGUUCUGGAUCAUAGUGUCUAGGGGGGCUUAUCAGGGUGAAGGCAUAUCUCUAAAUCCAAAUGCUUGCCUUCAAACUUAGAGAGCACUUAUAAAAAUAUUUGCAUCACCUUCUAACAAGGUCCUUACAUUAGUAGUGUGAUUUAAACUUACAAA
Messenger RNA from Prosopis cineraria, 1735 nucleotides. RefSeq lists its product as uncharacterized. The record is from RefSeq and is a predicted model, not a curated record. NCBI's taxonomy places the organism in Eukaryota, Viridiplantae, Streptophyta, Magnoliopsida, Fabales, Fabaceae. The coding region runs from base 606 to 1379 and encodes 257 amino acids. The transcript has 4 exons.